This is a messenger RNA of Prunus avium (sweet cherry), 1413 nucleotides long. Its product is annotated as Late embryogenesis abundant protein, group 2. NCBI's taxonomy places the organism in Eukaryota, Viridiplantae, Streptophyta, Magnoliopsida, Rosales, Rosaceae. The record is from RefSeq and is a predicted model, not a curated record. Gene Ontology annotation, cellular component: cytosol. Gene Ontology annotation, biological process: response to desiccation.
CACAGCAAAUCUGACCGCCGUUAUUUUCACAGCAAUACCAAACUGCCUGAGUCAUAUAACUCGCGACCCCAACCGAAGCUGCCGCUGCAUCUUCUCUCUUACGGCUGAUUGCUUAUUGCUGAUUGCUUCUGCUUUUAAUUAAAUACUCAAUUUAAUUUUCUUUCUUUGAAUCGUUGCUGCUUGUGUCGUUGGGCUGCGUACAAGUUGAACUCUGCUCCAGCUUCCAGGGCGAGUAGGUAGGGAAUCCAUCUUCAUGGCAUCGUAUUCGUCGAGAGAUGAUAAGCCAGAAAUUGCUGAUCGGGAUGCUAAGGAGAAGAAAUCUGACAAGAAGAAGAAGGAGGGAGAGAAUGAUGAGGAUGAUGAGGGUGGAUUUAUCGAUAGGGUGAAGGAUUUCAUUCAUGACAUUGGAGAGAAGAUCGAGGGAGCAAUUGGGUUCGGGAAGCCAACAGCGGAUGUUACUGCGAUUCACAUCCCUAGCAUCAAUCUCGAGAAGGCGGAGAUCGUGGUGGAUGUGCUGAUCAAGAACCCAAAUCCAGUGCCCAUCCCUCUCAUCGACAUUAACUACUUGAUCGAAAGUGAUGGCAGGAAACUGGUCUCUGGCUUGAUCCCGGAUGCCGGAACAAUCCAUGCCCACGGAGAAGAGACUGUCAAAGUUCCAGUCCACUUGGUAUACGAUGACAUCAAGAACACCUACGAUGACAUCAAGCCUGGAAGCAUCAUUCCUUACAGGUUCAAGGUCGAUCUCAUUGUCGAUGUCCCUGUUCUCGGCAGACUCACUCUCCCCCUCGAGAAAACUGGAGAAAUCCCUAUCCCUUACAAACCCGAUGUCGAUAUUGAGAAGAUCAAGUUUCAAGCCUUCUCCUUCGAAGAAACCGUUGCAGUCCUCCAUGUGAAGCUGGAGAACAUGAAUGACUUCGACUUAGGCCUCAAUGCUCUCGACUACGAGAUUUGGCUCUCUGAAGUCAACAUUGGCUGCGCGCAGCUCUCCCAAUCUGCGAAUCUUGCUAAAAAGGGUGUCACUUUCAUUGAGCUUCCCAUCACCUUUAGGCCUAAGGAUUUUGGGUCUGCGCUCUGGGAUAUGAUUCGGGGAAAGGGUACCGGCUACACCAUCAAAGGCAAUAUCAAUGUGGACACGCCCUUUGGAGCCAUGAAGUUGCCCAUCGUCAAGGAGGGUGGCACUACACGCCUCAAGAAGAACAAGGAAGAUGGCGGUGAUGACGAUGACGAGGAUGAGGACUAGACAGGGAUUUGGCUUGAACAGUUAAACUUGUUGCUGUUGUCUGUUUAUCUGUACUGGUAUUUUAAAAUAAUAGAUAAAUAGGCACUUGAACUUGAGGUAUUAUAGCUUCUGGUUGGGGGAGAAAUUGAUAUGAUUGUUACCGUAUAAUUGUUAUGUUUGGAUAGUAAUACACA